Messenger RNA from Oryzias melastigma (Indian medaka), 4279 nucleotides. RefSeq names its product protein NLRC3. The coding region runs from base 180 to 3167 and encodes 995 amino acids. The transcript is spliced from 12 exons. The record is from RefSeq and is a predicted model, not a curated record. Lineage: Eukaryota; Metazoa; Chordata; Actinopteri; Beloniformes; Adrianichthyidae.
UCUGAUGUAUUUCCGUCUCUGCAGGUAUGAGGAUGUGAUCAGACUGACUGAGGACUACAGAGGAACAACAAGCUGCUGCUGCUUCUUCUUCCAGAAGUUUCUUCAGUCCAUGAAUCCUGAAAGUGUGUGACGGUGGAGCAGCAGUGAGUUGAACAGGGUUGGUGGUUCAUCUCCCACUGAUGAAGAUGAGACGCUCAGAGGGAGGAGAACCUGCAGGGUCUAGCUGUGUCUUCAUGAAGGUCAGAGAUGGACUCGAACCCUUCAAGACCGACCACGAUCUUCCAAACCAAAAAGGUCAUCAGCUCACUCCCAGAGAACAGUCUUCAACCUCCAGCUGUGUGUCCAUGAGGAGUGAUCUGUCCAAAGUCGACAAUCCAGACUUCAGCGCUGAAACUAAACCGUCAUUCGAAAAAGGUCAGCAGCUCACGUCCAGAGAACAGUCUUCAACCUCCAGCUGUGUGUCCAUGAAGAGUGAUCUUUCCAAAGUCGACAAUCCGGACUUCAGCGCAGAAUCAAAACCAUCGUUCACAAAAGGUCAGCACCUCGCUCAGACAGUCCAGCCUGUUUCCAUGAGGAGUAACUUGUCAAAAGUGGACAAUCCAGACUUCAGUGCUGAAACUCCAUCUUUGGACUCAAAAGGUCAGCAGCUCAUCCCCAGAGCCCAGACUUCAACAUGUCAGUCCAUGAAGAGUGAUUUGUCCAAAGUUGACAACCCAGACUUCAGCGCUGAAGCCGGAACCACAGACACCAGAAAGAGGAAGAUUGGUGUCUGUGAUGAGGAGCUGCUGUCCUGCUGUUCUUUGUGUCAUGAUGUUCUGAAGGAUCCAGUCUCUACCAGCUGUGGACACUGGUUCUGCAGACGGUGCAUCACCUCAUACUGGGACCAGUCGGAUCCAUCAGGACUCUGCUCCUGUCCACAGUGUGGAGAACAAUCAAGAAGCAGAGUGGGACUACAGACCAUCAGUCAGAACAGAACUGUUCAAGCAGAUGUUGGUCUACAGCAACUUUUAGAUGAACAUCAGAUCUGUGUGAAGAGGAGAAAUGAGAAUACAACUGAAGGAACCGAUGACACAGGAAGAGAGACUCACCUCAAAAGGAUCUACACUGAGCUCUACAUCACAGAGGGACUGAGAGAAACGUGUCAUACCGUCCCCAAGAUCGCCCAUAAUGCUCCUAUAAGAAACCAGGAUAUCUUUAAAGCUUUAACUGACCAACAUGGAUCCAUCAGAGUGGUAGUGACAAAUGGUGUUGCUGGAGUUGGAAAGACCUUCUCGGUGCAGAAGUUCACUCUGGACUGGGCCGAGGGCUUGGAGAACCAAGACAUCAGUGCAGUGAUUCCUCUUUCAUUCAGGGAGAUGAACUUGAUCAGAGAUGAGCAGCACAGUCUUCUCACUCUCAUCCAAGUUUUCUAUCCAACCUUCCAGAAGAUCACAGCAGAGCAGCUGUCUGUCUGUAAACUUCUCUUCAUCUUUGAUGGUCUGGAUGAAAGCAGACUUUCUCUGGACUUCAACAACAGUCAGGUGGUGUCUGAUGUCACUCAGAAGUCAUCAAUCAAUGUUCUUCUGACAAACCUCAUCCAGGGACAUCUGCUUCCCUCAGCUCUGGUCUGGAUCACUUCCAGACCUGCAGCAGCCAAUCAGAUCCCUCCUUCAUGUGUCUCCAGGGUAACAGAAGUACGAGGCUUCACUGACUCCAAGAAGGAGGAGUACUUCAGGAGGAGGUUCAGUGAUGAAGAUCUGUCCAGCAGAGUCUUCUCCCACAUCAAGGCCUCCAAGAGUCUCUUCAUCAUGUGUGAAGUUCCAGUCUUCUGUUGGAUCACUGCUGUGGUUCUGGAGCACAUGAUGAUCAUAGAAAAAAGAAAAGACCUUCCCACCACUAUGACUGACAUGUACUCACACUUCCUGAUGGUCCAGACAAAGAGGAAGAAGAACAAAUACCAUCAGGAACAUGAAGAGAAUCUACAGGAGCUGACAGAGGCUGACAUGGACGUUCUCCUUAAGCUGGGGAGGCUGGCCUUUGAACAUCUGGAGAAAGGAAACAUCAUGUUCUACCAAGAAGACCUGGAGCAGUGUGGUCUGGAUGUCAAAGAGGCCUCAGUGUACUCUGGAGUCUGUACCGAGAUCUUUAAAAGAGAGUGUGAGAUCUUCCACCAACCAGUUUACUGCUUUGUUCAUCUGAGCGUUCAGGAGUUUCUGGCUGCAGUUUACAUGAUGCACUGUUACAACAACAAGAAGACAGAGGUGGUGGAGAACUUCCUGGAGAAUCAGAUGACAAACUCAUCUCCACAAGAAAAUUACUUAACCAUUGAUAAGUUUUUGAUCAAAGUUUUGAAGAAAUCCAUGCAUAACCAAACAGGCUGUCUAGAUCUGUUUGUUCGCUUCAUUCAUGGCCUCUCUGUGGAGUCCAACCAUAAACUUUUAGGAGGUCUUUUGGGUCAGACAGAGAUGAAUCCAGGAGCCAUCCAGACUGUCAUAAAUGACCUUAAAGCAAUGAAACCCUGCCACCUGUCUCCUGACAGGACCAUCAACAUCUUCCACUGUCUGAUGGAGAUGAAGGAUCCCUCAGUUAAUCAAGAGAUCCAAGACUUCCUCAAGUCAGACAAAACCUCAGAAAACAUCCUCCCAGAUAUCCACUGCUCUGCGUUCGCACACAUGAUGCAGAUGUCAGACCAGGUUCUGGAAGAACUGGACCUAAACAAAUACAGCACAACACUUCAUGGUUAUCGGAGGCUGAUUCCUGCUGUGAGAAACUGUAAAAAGUUCCGGCUCAGGUCAAGAUCAGUGAUGGAUAAACUAAAAGGAUGCAAAAAACAUUUUACUCUUGAACUCACGGAUAUUUACUGGGGAAUUGUGGCCUCGGCUCUCAAGUCCAACCCAUCGCAUCUGAUAGAACUGGACCUAAGUGAGAACAACCUGCAGGAUUCAACGGUGAAAAUACUGUGUAAUGGGCUGGAGAGUCCCAACUGCAGACUUCAGACUCUGAGGUUGGUGGACUGCUCCCUGUCAAAGACCAGCUGUGAUCUUCUGGCCUCAGCUCUGAAGUCCAACCCGUCCCACCUGACAGAACUGGAUGUGAGGAAGAACAACCUGCAGGAUUCAGACCUUCAGCAGCUCUCUGAACUGGUGAAGAGUCCAGACUACAAACUGGAGACUCUGAGGUGCCUCUGAUGGUGAAUCAUAGGACAACCUACUGGGAGAAGAAGGGAUGACCACACGGUUUAGUUCACAUUUAAAUGUUACAGUUAAGGGUUUAGGAAACAUUGUAUGAUUCGUGAAAUGUUUUGAGACAAUUAAAGCGUUCUGGAGCAGCAUCUAAGGAAGUUUGGUCAAGCUUCACCCAUAACUUUUACAGGAAAAUUCAAUUUACUUUUUGAUAUUUUUUAGAUUUAAAGGUGUUUAUCAUGUUUUUGUUUACUGAGAUACUGUCUUUUCUUUGAGUCAGAUCAACAGUUUAUUUGUAAAUAAUGUGAAAAGCUUUUAGACCAGAAUCAGUUGAAUCUGUUUCUUUGUAUGACGUCUAUCUUCUUUUCUCACAAGUGACAUCAUCUAUCCAUCUCCUGAACUUUCUGAAUCCCUAUCGGGGUCACAGGGUUGCUGGAGCCUAUCCCAGCUACUGUUGGGCAGAGGCAGGGUUCCUCUUGAACAGGUCGCCAGACUGUCGUAUUGCUCAACUGACAUCCUGUCUUUCAAAUUCGAAUUGGUCGGUCCGCUUUAACAGAAAUCUACAGGCUGGUCCAAUGAUUUUUUUGAAGUGGAAGUUAGGGUUUCCUUAAGCGAGGACCUGGAUCAGUUGUGCCAAAACAGAGAAUAUUGGGGAAAAGAAAACAAUAUUUCACCUUUGUUCAUGUAAUCUCCAUGCUACUUGUUCUACAGCGCUUUGUGUUCUGCGUCCUGGUUGGCUGUAAACCAUCGUCAAUCCUUCUCUGUGCUGUCUCCUAUGUGUUGAGUUUACCAAAUCUACAUAAAUAUUUGAUCAAUAAUCCUGAACUGUUGAACUUUGACAGUUUAAAGAAGACAGAAAAGUGUGAACAUGUUCAUGUAUGUCUGUGAAAAGUGUAUAAAGUGCAUCGCGAGGAGCUCUACAGACAUAAGACAUCUGUAAUCCUACUUUAUGGAUUUCAUCUAUCAUGGGUUAUUUUUAAGAUGUAACCCCUGCAAAAAAAAACGAGGGAACCCUGUAGUAUUAGAGAGAUUACGACAAUAAAUCAAAUGUAAUACAAAGUUUUGACUGAAAAUGAGUCAAAGCUGAAACUGUCAAUAAAAGACUAUAAAUAGACAAA